Stomoxys calcitrans (stable fly) is the source of this 4846-nucleotide messenger RNA. It is a transcript of the gene pygo, whose product is annotated as protein pygopus. The transcript is spliced from 3 exons. NCBI's taxonomy places the organism in Eukaryota, Metazoa, Arthropoda, Insecta, Diptera, Muscidae. Bases 1097 to 3985 code for a protein of 962 amino acids. The record is from RefSeq and is a predicted model, not a curated record.
GGGUUGGCGUGUGUUUGUGUACAAGUAAAAGAUGGAAUUUGACGACAAAUUUAUUAAAUUUUUUGUGGAAUAUCAAUCAAUAUUUCCUGAAAUCGAAUAAAAACUAACUAAACAACACAAAAGUCAAACGCAAAUUGCAAAAUACACGCCUCAAACGGCUGAAUAAGCGAAUAAAUGCGGUACGCUUAACUUAGCAGAGAGUGGUAGUAAAAUUUUUUUUUGCAACGAAACUGACGACACAGUGGAGAACGACGGCGUAUUUGAUCAAAAAAGAAGUGGAGAGAAAAAAACUGCAGCAGCAAUAACCAAAACUUUAUUGAAACUCCUCCGCGUCGCUGUCGUUCUAUUGUUCCGAAUAAAAAUUGUGUCUCAUCCAAAAUAGUAUUGCAAGAUAAAUCGAAAAUGAGCAAGCAAAUCGUGUAAAAGUAAACCAUAAGAAAAAAAAAUUUGUCAAAGAAAGUGAGCGGUGGUGCGAAAAAAGGAAUAAAAGAACAAAAAAUAUUUUGAACAAGAAGAAGCAGCAGUAGCGCAUAGCAAAAGAAGAAAGUCGCAUGAAAAAAGCAAAAGAAUUUUAAAAGCAUUUAGCAUCUCAAUCGAAUAACGAUACCGAAUUCGCCGUUGAAAUUUUUGUUGCUAUUGCCCAUAUAUAGUGCAACUACGAUAGGAAGGAGUCGAGCAGACAAGAUAAUAUUUAAAACAGCGGGAAGCUGUUAGGUGUCCACCAUAGCCGCCACCACUUGACCAAACGUGUUGCAGAUGGUCAAAAUGUGCAAGAUUGCUAAGCCAAUUCUCCACGUCAACGGCUAAGGACACCACCGGAUAUUUGGAUCAUUGUACAAAUAAACAAAUUAAAAAAAUAUGCCGUUGAGACAUUGCUAAUUAGCUUUACUUGCACGAAGAUCAAAAUUGGAUAUAUAUUUCUUCUUCUGCUGGCGUAUAACUGAUUGGCUAUAGUUGAGGUGCUAAGUCCUCAGUGUUAUCAUCGUCAUCCCUGCUUCUUUUCAUUGCCUGCUGCCGCGGCAGGCCAUUUUUACAUAUUUCUUUCCGAUCGUUUGAAUUAAAAGCUGCCACCAUUCGGAAGAAAAAUACCAACAACAUGACCCAUAAUCUCGGUAUGGCGCCAUAUCGUAUGCCGGGUCCAGCAGGUGGCCUAUGUCCGCCUGAUUUUAAGCCACCACCUCCAACGGAUAUAAUCUCGGCGCCGAGUAAUCCGAAAAAGCGUCGAAAGACAAAUGCAAACUCCGCGGCUGCUGCUGCAGCAGCAGCAGCAGCGGCCGCUGCGGCGGCAAAUUCAAUGCAGCAAUCCCAAGCACCACCAACACCACAAGAUCUACUGCCCCCACCGCCAAUGGGCGGCUAUGGUGAUACUAUUGUAGCUUCGAAUCCUUUUGACGACACUCCGCCUUCAAUGUCCAGCUCGAUGUCCUCCAUGAGUCAUAUGGGUGGCCCUCCAGGUCAUUUUGGUCCUGGACCUGGUCCCCACAUGGGUAUGGGUGGUCCUCAUGGCCCUCCACAUAUGCAUCCGCACAUGCAUCCUCAUCAUCCUGGCGGUCCUCCACAUCCACAUCAUCCAAUGGGUGGUCCACCAAUGCGUGGUAUGAGUCCUAUGGGCAUGGGAAGUCCGAUGGGUGGUCCCGGAGGACCCGGUCAUCCAAUGGGUCCCGGCCCUAUGGGUAUGCCUCCUCAUAUGGGGCAUGGACGACAAGGACCAGGUGGCCCACCAAUGGGAAGUCCAAUGGGCAGCUUAGCGUCAAUGGGCGGCAUGAGUCCUAUGGGAGGUAUGGGUGGUCCCAGUAUAUCACCGCACCACAUGGGAAUGGGUGGUCUCAGUCCAAUGGGCGGUCCUGUUCCAAAUGGUCCUCGCGGCAUGAGUUCCCCCAUGCCAGGGGGUCCAGGUGGUUCAGGUCCCGGACCCGGCCAGUGUUCACCCAUGAAUUCGAUGCCUAUGGGUUCACCGAUGAGUGCAGCAAUGGGUAGUCCUCUAGGCCCACCAACGUCGCAACCAGGUCCACCUCACCCGCAAAAUCAAUCGCAACUUCCUCCGCCUCACAUGAACAACGGCCAAAUGGGCCCGCCUCCGAUGCAUAGUCCCCUUGGCAACGGUCCAGCGCCACAAAAUCAUAUGUCUGGUGGUCCAGGGCCGGGACCCGGACCUGGUGGACAGUUGCAGCCUCCUCCCGGUAUGGUUCCGAAUCAACAAGGUGGUAUCUCUCCUGCCCAUAGUAUGGCCUCAAAUGUAAGUGGCGGUGUUAAUAGCAAUAAUUCAAUCAAUAGUAGCGGCAACAACAACAGCAAUCAAAGUCAACAAAACCCUAUGCUCUCGCCUGCGGCGUUAAGGCUUGGUAUACCACAUUCACCAUCUGCCAGUAUAACACCGAACGGGCCCCUGCCAUCCUCAUCAACACCAUCUUCCUGUACGUCCUCAUCGAAUUCUGCGACAACGACGACCACAGCGUCGACGUCAGUGCCUAUAUCUUCACCAGCGCCUGGGAACGGGCCUCCUGCAAUGUCUCCACAUCAUCCAAUGUGCGGAAGCGGACCUAGACCGGGACCUAGUCCUGGUCCAGGUGGAGUGAACAAUAUGUCUGUUGGCCCGGGACGAAGUCCUUUGGCCUCUCCGGCGCAUCCUGGAAAUCCAAGCAACAACAAUAACAGUAGUAACAAUGCAGCUGGUAAUAACUCCAUGACCAACAUGGGCGGUGCUAGUCCUCACAACAACAAUGGCCCCUCGAGUGCUGUAACAUCACCACUAGGUUGUGGACCCAACAACAACAAUAGCAACAACGGUCCCAAUACCGGUGCAAGCGGCGGCAUUGGAAGCGGACCAAUGCAACAACAAAUGAAUCCUAAUGUUCCUAUGCAGCAGCCACAACAAUCGCCACAUGCCCAUGUACCCCUUGGGAGUGGGGGCUCAACAGGCAGCGGUCCUAGUUCAAUGGGUGGUGGCGGUGGUGGACCAAAUCAAAUGUUGCCACCACAACAACCUUCACCACACCUCAAUGCUCCACCGCUUUCGCAAAACAUGAAUCAAGGUCCCGGCCACGGUCCAAGUCCCGGCCCCAGUGGUGGCAUGCCAUCGCCACAUAUGAUGCACGGACCUGGUGGUGGGCCCCCAAUGGGUAUGGGCUCUGGGCCUCCAAAUCACAUGGGUGGCGGUGGUCCCCCACAUCACAUGAUGGGUCCUGGCGGUAGUCCUCACAUGGGACCAGGCGGAAGUCCACAUAUGGGUCAGGGUCCUCCGAAUUCUCACAUGGGCAGCAUGGGUCCUGGCCCCAGUAUGGGCCCCAGCGGCAUGAAUGGACCACAUCAGCAUGGGCCACAUGGUCCCCACGGCCCGCAUGGUCCUCACGGCGGUAUGCCACCUCAUCAUCAUCACAAUGCUAUGGGCGGUGCCGGCCCACCUGGAAUGUUUGGCGGCCCAAUGGGUCACAUGGGCGGGCACAUGGGUCCUGGAGGUCCAAUGGGUCCCGGCGGUCCAAUGGGUCCUGGUGGUCCUAUGGGUCCCAUGGGUCCUGGCGGUCCUAUGGGUCCCGGUGGUCCAAUGGGUCCCGGAGGUCCAAUGGGUCACGGGGGUCCAAUGGGUCUAAGUGGCCCAAUGGGUCCUGGUGGUCCAAUGGGACCCGGCGGUCCAAUGGGCCCCGGCGGCCCCAUGGGCCAUGGCAAUCCAAUGGGUCCUGGCGGCGGUCCUCCAAAACCAAUGACAAUGGGUGCCGGCAAAAUGUAUCCACCUGGACAACCAAUGGUCUUCAAUCCACAAAAUCCCAAUGCGCCACCAAUCUAUCCAUGCGGUAUGUGCCACAAAGAAGUCAAUGAUAAUGACGAAGCCGUCUUCUGUGAAUCUGGUUGUAAUUUCUUUUUUCAUAGGACAUGUGUGGGUUUGACGGAGGCUGCCUUUAAAAUGCUAACGAAAGAAGUUUUCGCUGAAUGGUGCUGUGACAAGUGUUUAUCAACCAAAAACAUACCAAUGGUCAAAUUUAAAUGUUAAACACCCCAACGACAACAACAAUGAAUAGAAAAGAACAAACAUGCAUAAGACAAAAAUAAAAACUAAAGCAAAAGCAAAACAAGAGCUAUACAGCAUUGGUCUAUCCUUGUGUCACAUAAUUCGAUGCAACGAAAUUUAACUAAAUGCAAUGUGUUGGUUGUUAACAAAAAUAAAAAAAUAAAAAAAAAACAUAAAAACAGAGACAAUGAGUGAUAUAUAACGAAAUAAAAAAAAAAUCUACAAAAAUAAAGAAGAAAAUAAGCCCCUAACUCUACUCUGCCUGUCGCAGUACACAUAAGCAACUGAAUCUAUAACAAAAAAAGGACUGCCUCUUGAUUGUAUAAAAAUAAUAUAUUUAUAUAUAUAUAUAUAUAAAUAUAUAUAUAUAAAAAAUAAAGAAAAUAUAAAAAAAUGAUACCCCUCCACACACACACACAAAACAUCAGAGAAGAAAAUUCAAAAAAACAAACAUGUUACUGUAUUGAAAAUACUUAGAUUAUAACAACGAUUACAAAAUACCAAACCAACAGCACUACACCACAGCCACCAUCUCCAACUCCACCUCCAGACAAACCCCACCACCGCCGCCGCCAAAUUAAAGCACAGAGCCAAUAAACCAUUGACCCACACAUCCGACUAUAAAGAACAAUAUGGGAAAAAAGAAAUUAUCAACGGAAACGGAAAUCAUCAACUAAAACACCACAACACAUCAUUCAUGAAUAUAUGAAUAUAAGAGUAUAAAAUAACACUAACAUUAGGAAAAGAAAGUGAAACAAAACAAAAAGAAUUGUAUAGAAAUUUUGAAAUAUUAUUAUUAUAAAACAAAAAGAAAAGGAAAAUAAAAUGAGAAAAAAAAACAAA